Molecule: messenger RNA, 1410 nt
Organism: Dendrobium catenatum
Lineage: Eukaryota; Viridiplantae; Streptophyta; Magnoliopsida; Asparagales; Orchidaceae
Product: mechanosensitive ion channel protein 10-like
Exons: 5
Coding region: 95-952 (285 amino acids)
Biological process (GO): detection of mechanical stimulus; monoatomic anion transport; transmembrane transport
Cellular component (GO): plasma membrane
Molecular function (GO): mechanosensitive monoatomic ion channel activity
Source: RefSeq, a predicted model, not a curated record
CUUGACUGGAAGCAUGGAUGAGUGAUACAGGUAUAUAUAUGAGGAUGAUUUGAGGAGAUUCUUGACGGAAGAGGAGGUACAGACCAUCUUUCCAAUGUUUGAAGGCGCCCUUGAUACUGGAAGGAUUAAGAAAUCUGCAUUUCGGAAUUGGGUGGUAAGAGCUUACAGAGAGAGAAAAUCACUUGCCCAUUCCUUGAAUGACACUAAGACGGCAGUGCAACAGCUGCAUAAGCUUGCCAGUGUGGUUGUGAGUGUGAUAAUUUUUGUGGUAUCACUUCUGGUAACGGGGGUUGCAACAACGAAAGUUUUUGUAGCAAUCACUUCUCAGCUUCUACUACUGGGAUUUUUAUUCCAAAGCACUGGAAAGACUCUAUUUGAAUCAAUAGUCUUUGUUUUUGUCAUGCAUCCUUUUGAUGUUGGCGAUCGCUGUGUCAUCGAUGGUGUCCAGAUGAUCGUUGAAGAAAUGAACAUUCUGACCACAGUCUUCCUUCGCCAUGAUAAUGAGAAGAUUUAUUACCCGAAUGCAGUGCUGCUCACAAAGCCUAUCAGUAACUUCUACCGAAGCCCACAUAUGUUUGAUACGAUAGAAUUCCAUAUUGAUGUUUACACUCCCGUUGACACUAUUGCUGCUUUGAGAAAGGCAAUUCAGGCGUAUUUGGAAAGCAAGCCAAAGCACUGGAAUCCAAAGCACACAGUUUUAGUGAAAGAGAUUGAGAAUGUGAACAAGAUGAAGAUGUCCCUCAACGUUCUGCACACAAUGAAUCACCAAAACUUUCCAGAACGGAACAGUAGAAGAUCAGAGCUCGUCUUGGAGCUGAAGAAAAUCUUCGAAAGCCUCGGAAUCAAGUAUAAUUUGCUCCCCCAGGAAGUUCAUCUUACACAAGUUCUCGGUGCCAAUCCCAGAAUUCCUGCUCCUCCGGAUCCAGCUGCAUAUCUCUGGAGUAAUCACUAGCUGCAGGUGAGUUCAUGAAGAACGAAGACUGAUGAAAAGCAGGAGCAUGAAAUAAUAUCAAAAUACCUAUGGCAGCCAUAGGCUUCGUUUGAGACAACUUUUUAAAUUCUUUUUAAAUCAGCUUUUUAGUAAAAAAGAAAAAAAUUCGUACUAAAAAAUUGAUUUGAAAAGCAAUAAAAAGGCCGUCCCAAAGGAAGCCAUAGUUGAUAUCUAUUAUCCUUUCUUUCAUCAUAAAUAGUGCAUCAUCUUUCAAUUGAGUUGCAUUCAGUGGGAAUUCUCUAAUGCACAAGUCCAAAUCUUUAUAUAUUUUUGCUCUUUUCUCUCAAUUUCCCUCUCCCCUAUCUUGUCUUGGGGGCAUUUCAUUGUUCUUCUCAGUUAUGUCUAAUAAUAGAUGUGUUAUGAAAGAUUUUGUUGAUAUGAUUAAGGAAUGUGAUUUAUCAUAUAAGAAAUUUCAUGCA